Molecule: messenger RNA, 1848 nt
Organism: Pectinophora gossypiella (pink bollworm)
Lineage: Eukaryota; Metazoa; Arthropoda; Insecta; Lepidoptera; Gelechiidae
Product: alanine--glyoxylate aminotransferase 2-like
Exons: 10
Coding region: 221-1675 (484 amino acids)
Cellular component (GO): mitochondrion
Molecular function (GO): transaminase activity; pyridoxal phosphate binding
Source: RefSeq, a predicted model, not a curated record
CCAUUGGCUGUGCGGAGGGCGUGCGCGCUCCGGCCUCUAUAUAACGCGGUAACGACUCACUCUCAUCAGCAUUCAUUGCUCAGACGUCGCACGUGACGUGUCACGUUCCUAGGCUCACACCCCCUAUUUAUAUUCUACUUCUAAUCCUAUUUCAGUAUUUUAGUGUUAUUUUUAUUUAUAGAUUCUGUUUUGCAAAGCAAACUCUAGUCAAAAGAAAAACAUGGCGUAUUUACAGUCGAUGCCUAAAUCUGAAACUAUUAAGCUUCGCGAGAAGCAUGUUGGCUCUGCCUGCCAACUCUUCUUCCGGUCGACCCCUCUGAAGAUCGUGAGAGGGAUCGCUCAGUUCAUGUAUGAUGAGACGGGCGAGAGAUAUUUGGACUGCAUCAACAAUGUCGCACAUGUGGGCCAUUGCCACCCACACGUGGUAGAAGCGGGUAGGAAUCAAAUGUCGCUGAUUUCAACCAACAACCGCUAUUUGCACGACGAGCUGGUUAUCCUUGCUGAGAGGCUAGUUAAGACUAUGCCUGAACCCCUCUCCGUCUGCUUCUUCGUCAACUCAGGAUCAGAGGCCAAUGACCUCGCCCUCAGGCUGGCUAGAAUCCACACCAAGAACAAAGACGUUAUCACCCUCGACCACGCGUAUCAUGGCCAUCUCACUUCUAUGAUUGAUGUGUCUCCAUACAAACUGAACCUACCCGGAGGGCCCGAGAAGCCAGAGUGGGUUCAUGUGGCGCCAGUACCAGAUGUGUACAGGGGGAAGUACACUUACCCUAAAGACGGAUCAUCAGAAGAAGAGCUAGGGAAACUGUACGCUGAAGAGGUCGGCAAGAUCUGUAAGGAAGUAUCAAAGAACAAGCGCGGCGUCUGCGCAUACAUCGCGGAGAGCUUGCAGAGCUGUGGCGGACAGAUCAUCCCGCCUGAUGGCUACCUCAAACACGUGUUCGAAUACGUCCGCGAAGCCGAUGGUGUCUGCAUCGCCGAUGAAGUCCAAGUGGGGUUCGGUCGCGUGGGGACCCACAUGUGGGCCUUCCAAACCCAAGACGUGGUUCCCGACAUCGUGACGAUGGGCAAACCCAUGGGCAACGGACAUCCCGUGGCAGCCGUCAUCACUACUCCCGAAAUUGCCAAGAGUUUCGCUGAUACUGGCGUGGAAUAUUUCAACACGUACGGCGGAAACCCAGUAUCGUGUGCGAUCGCCAACGCGGUUCUAGACGUGAUUGAAGAAGAGAAGUUGAUGGAGCGAGCUGCAAGAGUCGGCAGCCACUUGCUGGAGCGUUGCGAGGCUCUGAAACACAAGCACCGGCUGGUAGGCGAUGUUAGAGGCCGAGGACUGUUUGUGGGGGUCGAACUUGUAACCGACCGGGACGCCAGGACACCCGCCACGGCUGAGGCUAAACAUGUUGUUAAUAGGAUGCGAGAAGAAAAGAUCCUAAUCAGCCGCGACGGUCCGGACAGCAAUGUGUUGAAGUUCAAGCCACCCAUGGUGUUCAGUACGCAGGACGCAGACCGCCUCGUCGACACGCUCGACCGCGUGCUCGCAGAACUCGACGGACAAAGGAUACCCGUCACUAAUCUCAAACUUGAGGUGCUGGUCACUCCUCUCAGUGAAGACUCACAGAAAAAUGACACAGUUAUGAAGAGCAAUAUACAGCAUAGUGUUAAAAGUAUAUCAUAGAACCAACUUCCUAUGAUACCUUAUAAGUAUUUUCGAAUAUUACUUUGAAACUUUGUAAAUAUAAUUUUAACAGUAGACUACUUUUAAGUUUAGCUUGUAAAUGACACUUGUAAAUAGUUUAUAUAAUUUAAAAUAAAAAAAUAGUUAAGGAGCACCAUGAAAUAAAUAAUCAA